Messenger RNA from Saccostrea cuccullata (small rock oyster), 1611 nucleotides. RefSeq lists its product as uncharacterized. The transcript has a single exon. Bases 1 to 1611 code for a protein of 536 amino acids. The record is from RefSeq and is a predicted model, not a curated record. Gene Ontology annotation, molecular function: zinc ion binding. NCBI's taxonomy places the organism in Eukaryota, Metazoa, Mollusca, Bivalvia, Ostreida, Ostreidae.
AUGAAUAAGAAUGCCACGACACAGAUCAAAGUGCUUCAAUGCAUUCAGUGUGAGAAUUAUGUGGAAUUUUACUGCAGUCCAUGUAAACAAAAUCUGUGUAUGCUUUGUAAGCAGAAACACACUGUGUACCUCGACACCAAAAACUAUGAUGUCGCUAUUUACCGUUUAAAGCAUGGAGCCUUUGUAAUGCCAGAGUCAUGUGAUAAACACCCAGAGUGCAAAUAUAAAAACUGGUGCGUGUCUUGUGAAUGUCCAAUCUGUAAUAAAAAUGAUAAACAUCAAGGGCAUAGAAUUGUGGACAUUAAAUUAGCCUACAAAAUUCUACGAGGGCAACACAAGAAAAGAAUUAUUCAAAUUAGAGGUGAAAGUCUCCCAUACAACCGUGCGAUCCUAGCAGGUCUCGAAUCUGACGUCAAAAGAGAUGUUAAAACAUUGAAAGCACAAUUUUCCAGCAUCCAACAAGAGCUUGCGGUUAAAGCUGAAAACUUGAAAAAACUUAUCGAAAUACAUAGAAAGGCAGUUACUGAUUUAUAUGAAACAAAUAUUUAUAUGAGUUUUAUAAUGAAGCAUCAAAAAAUGACAGAGUAUGUGCAUAUAUACGAGCAACUGGCAAACAAGCCUGUGAGGUUUCUGUUGUUCAUAAAGAAAACCCCUGUCCCCAAGACAAUAGAACUUCCUGAUAACAUAAAGUGUAACUUUAAUAAAGUAAUAAGAAUAAGAGACACUCUAGAGCUAUUAGUUGAAAUCAAAAUCACAGAGGCAAGAAAAAGACAAGUUAGAAAUGAGCAUAUGUUAAGACUGUUAAAAGGGGCUAUCCUAAAUACUAAGCAUGUUGAUGUGACUAAUUUAUAUCACGGUGGACACAUUUCUUUUGUGACGUCAGAUAGACUUUGGAUCAGUGAUGGACGCAGUCUUAUUUUGACCAAUUCUAAAGGUAACAAUCUACAUCAUUUAUUUGAUGUAAGUGAAUACUAUGGUGUACAUACAGUAAACAGUGCAGGAGAGUUGAAUUAUGUAGACAAAGAGUGGAACAUUAACAAACUUAGUGCAGACAAUACUACAAAAUCGACAUUGAUGAAGAGAACAGAAUUGUGGGAACCAUGGUGUAUCUGUCAUUCUUCCUUAACUGGAGAUUUGCUGGUCAUGAUGAGAUAUGAUACAGGUAAUCUUAACAUAUCUUUAUCAGAUGUGAAAGUCAUUCGGUACAAUAGUACACUACAACCAAUCCAAACCAUCCAAUACCACAAGACAGGCGAACCAUUAUAUCGUGACCCUGUCUACAUCACGGAGAACAGGAUUGGGGAUAUUAUUGUGUCUGAUAUAGGGCAGGGUGUGGUAGUCACAGACCGUGAGGGGAAAUAUCGUUUCACUUACACAGGACCGCCGAAAGGAUUGAACUCUGGAUUCUUUAUGCCAAGUGGAAUUUGUGUAGAUACAUUCUUAAAUAUCCUGAUCUGUGGUCGAAUAGACCAAACAAUACACAUGAUUGACAAGGACGGCUAUCUCCUGUCAAUUAUAUCAACAAAACAAGAUGGAAUGGUUGAGUCAUUGGGACUGGGAUAUGACGAGAAAAAUCAUCUUGUUUGGAUGGGAUCAGGCAACACCAACUGA